CUCUCCCGUCAGCCUGCAUUGACCACACUGCCCACCCGAGUGCAGGUUGCCGGAGCCGGGCAGCUGCCGCCGCCCCUCCCGGAGGAGGCGGCGCUGCUGAACCGAACCGAACCGAACUUCCAGCGGCGAUCCUGUUCCCGGCCGGAGCCGGUGUGGCCGGUGCUGGGAUCCCCGGCAGCCCCCGGGUCCCUGCGCGCUGCCGGUCCCGGCGGCGUCACUUGGAGGGGAAGCUGCGCUGUCUCACUGACAGCGACAAGGGAGCCCGGAGCCUCGGCCGUGCCCGGCGCCGAUGCUCCAGCCCCUGGUGCUGGGCGCUGCCUGCGCCGCCGCCGCCCUGCUGCUGAGCUGCGGCCUGGCGGGGUGGCGGGGCCCCGAGGCGGCUCCCCCCACCCCCCGAGUCUUCAGCAAGGCCGAGCUGAGCCGCUACACCGGCGGGGCGGGCAGUCCCGGGCUGUACCUGGCCGUCCUGGGGCAGGUGUUCGACGUGGGCCGGGGCAGGAAGCACUACGGCCCGGGAGGGUCCUAUCACUUCUUCACAGGUCGAGACGCCAGCAGAGCAUUUGUGAGCGGUGAUUUCACCGAGCCUGGUCUAGUGGAUGAUGUGUCGGGACUCUCUCCCAUUGAAAUGCUCUCUCUCCAUGAGUGGCUCACCUUCUACAAGAGAGAGUACAUUUUUAGAGGCAAAUUAGCCGGAACGUAUUAUGACGCCAACGGUGAACCGACCCAAGCCCUCAUCGACGCAGAGCUGGUCACCGAGCAAGGAAGGAAACUGAAGACGGAGUCUGAAUUAGAAAACAAAGUGUUUCCUCCCUGCAAUUCCGAGUGGACCUCCGGCAGAGGUGGCAGAGUUUGGUGUUCGACUCACAGUGGAGGAAUAGAAAGGAAUUGGGUUGGAGUCCCGCGCAAAUUAUACAAGGCUGGAUCAAAGAACUAUCGCUGUGUUUGUGUGCGUACAGAUGGACCAGCGUCGAAUCAACCCGAGUCAGCUCACAACAGAGGAGAUCUGGACAACCCUGCUCUGCGGGAAUAUCCAGGAUGCCAGAGCCUUUCAGACUCUUGUGUUGUUGUGGACGAGUAGUGGCUUCUGACCAGCCUGCACUGAGGCAGUAGACCAUCAAUACAUAGACCGUUUUUUAAAAAAAACAUUAAAUAAAUUGACAAUCUGGGAGGAUA
Pristis pectinata (smalltooth sawfish) is the source of this 1173-nucleotide messenger RNA. RefSeq names its product neuferricin. Gene Ontology annotation, cellular component: membrane; endomembrane system. The record is from RefSeq and is a predicted model, not a curated record. Lineage: Eukaryota; Metazoa; Chordata; Chondrichthyes; Rhinopristiformes; Pristidae. The coding region runs from base 290 to 1078 and encodes 262 amino acids. The transcript has 4 exons.